Messenger RNA from Danio rerio (zebrafish), 2511 nucleotides. RefSeq names its product pleiotrophin (gene ptn). Gene Ontology annotation, molecular function: growth factor activity. Gene Ontology annotation, biological process: signal transduction. Gene Ontology annotation, cellular component: extracellular region. The record is from RefSeq and is marked provisional. Lineage: Eukaryota; Metazoa; Chordata; Actinopteri; Cypriniformes; Danionidae.
AAUCCCUCCCUCCACACACACACACAUACACAUAUGCAUUCAGUCUGUCGCUCUCACAGAUACCAUUAGCACGGCUCUAGUGGAUAUAGAAAGCUAGGGAUAAAAAGAGAGAGGAAGCAAAAAGGUGGAAUUAGGAACAAAAACCAAACUAUUCCUCAGACUACAGCAUGCAGCAGCAGUGGGUGUGUGUGGCUUUAUUAGCCCUCCUGACUGUCACAGCGACACUUGCAGAUGGUGGGAAAACAGAAAAACAAGGUAAGAAAGAGCGUAAAUCGGACUGUGGAGAGUGGCAGUGGAGUGUGUGUGUGGCCAAUGAGGGCGACUGCGGAUUGGGAACCAGAGAGGGCACACGCUCCGGCAAUGACUGCAAACAGACCAUCAAAACCCAGCGCUGCAAAAUCCCAUGCAACUGGAAGAAGCAGUUUGGAGGUGAGUGUAAGUAUGAUUUCCAGGCAUGGGGAGAGUGUGAUUCGACCACAGGAAUGAAGACUCGCACUGGAGUGCUAAAGCGAGCGCUGAUGGAUGCUAACUGUCCAAACACAGUCAGCGCCACCAAACCCUGUGGCAAACCCAAGACCAAGAUGCAAGACUCUCAGAAACCAAAACGGGACGGAAAGAAGAAGGAGCGAAACCCUACAGACUAGAGGAGGAAAACUCCUGAAGCGUCUCCUUCUGCCUCCUGAAGACGCUUCCUAUUCCUCAUGCUAUAUUUUUAGAUCUUUUGUAGCGUUCACUUACAGCUCACCCAGUACUAAAUAAGAGAGAAAGAGAAACAAAAUGAGUCCACUAAAAUCUUCAACACAAAAAUCUGAGAUGACAGAAAGCACAACUGAAAGAGUGUUUUAUUGCAUUGAUGAGUGUGUGUUUAAUUGGCCUCAUCAAAUAGUGUCUUCGACUAGAGUGUGAAGCAGAACUUACUGAGUUUUACAUUAGUAGGGAAUUAUUACUGUUUUAAUGCAGCAUUUGGUCAUUGAUUUAUGCAGCACUGAUUAUUAACAUCAUCUGAUGCUUCUCAAACAUCCCUGCAUAUUUAACAGUGAAAUAAAACAAGUGUACUAUUGAAGACACAGUUCUUUUUCAAAUAUUUCACAAGUGCUGAUUAACAGAGCAAGGGCACUUUUCCAACUUGGGCUCAUUCUGAAAAUGUACCCCUGUAUACAUUUCUGGAGAUCACGAAAUACGUCCCAGGAGCUACGUUUUUUGCACACUUUUUUUAGAUCUCAAAUUUCUCUCGCAAGUGUCGUUUGCGCCUGCUGUUCUCGUGUAAAUCCACCAGAGGCUGCUGUUGACUGACUGACUGACUUCCCUUAACCCAAUCGACAGUGUUUCCAAAAGCAGUCCAGAAAAAGUAAAUCCUUCGUCUGAUUUUUAUCACGUUUUCAGAUUUUACCACAUUUUCACCCUGUUAUUUAUUUGUUUAUUUUAUUUUUUAGCUUUUAUUUUUGUCUUACCUGCUUUCUGGAAUUGUUCUUCGCCAGACUUGAACCCUGUCAUCAUGGUCAACUCCUUUCUGUGUCUCAAGUCCACCAAUGUACAUGGAGAGUCACUGGACAAACUGGUAACAGCUGAAAAGCCAUCCCCACAGAGGUAAGCGGCCAGCUGAUAAGCGUGAAAAGGAACAACAUCACACUGCCCCGUAGCGUUCGUUUUAAAUAUGAAAUGCAAGCUUACGUACUUCUGGCUACGUAAUUUGCAAUCUCCAUAAAUGUAAACAGCGGUACAUUUAUAGAAUAAACCUGUUGCAUUUUUUUUUUCAGUGUUCAUUUUUCUUUGGCUUAGCCUCUAUUUUAGUCACCACAGUAGAAUGAACUGCCAACUAUUCUAGUAUAUGUUUUACACAGCGGAUGUCCUUCCAGCUGCAACCCAUUACUGAGAAACACCCAAACACUUUCAUUCACUCAUACACUCAUACACUACGGCCAAUUUAGUUAAUUAAUUCUCUAAUAGCGCAUGUGUUUGAACUAUGAGGGAAUUCGGAGCACGAGAACAUGCAAACUCCACACAGAAACGCUAACUGACCCAGCUGGGACUCAAACCAGUGACCUUCUUGCUGUGAGGCAACAGUGCUAACCACUGAGCCACCUUUCACAUUAUUUCCUAUCAUAUUUUUCUUUUGGAGAAAGUCUUUAUUUCUUUUAGUUUUGCUAGAUUAAAACUAUUUUGAUUUCAUUUUUAAAUAAAAGGUCGAUAUUAUUCGCCCCCUCACGUAAAAUUUAAGUUGUUUUUUUUUUAAGAUUUAUUUUUGGGAUUUUUAUGACAGUUAAAAAACAAAAGUAAAAAAAGACAACAACAGUACAAAUAGAAAAAAGUAUAUAACAGUACAAAAUUGAUAAAAAUAUAUAUAAAAUAAACCACACUAUAAUCCUCAUAUUGUGCGACGCACAGUAUAGGAUGUGCACAAACAAUAUAUCGUGUGCAUUAAUUUUUAAAAUUGAGCAUAUAAACAGGUCGGUACCGGAAGUUGGGGUUGACAGCCUGGUGCAUUAAGUCAAAUAAACAAUGAUAAUAAAA